GCAAAAUCAUUUCCUGAAUUUGACUCUCAGAAGUACUGGCCAUGAACCGAGUACUUCAACGGAGUCAAGCUAACUAAGUUCUCAAAACUGUAUUCUAGUAUGUUCAUGCUUGUGAGACUGAUGCUGAUUUCACUGCUGGUUUUCGGAAGAUCAGCUGGCCACACCACAAAGACAACGUAUUUCUACUUGAUAAACAUUGCGUACUGUUUGUACUUGCUGGUUGUAAGACCAUUAGAAAACCCUCAAGACAAUAUCAUUGAGAUUGUCAAUCAAAGUCUAUUUUGCUGUCUAGCAGUUCCGCUUUCGUGGUUAAAAACUGAGGCUACAUGGACUCCAUUUUACGAAGGAUACUACACAUCCAUUCUAUCUAUAUCUCCUUCAAUAUGAGCACUGAUCUGAUUUAUCUUUCUACUAAAAUCAAUAUCCACCUACACCAAAAAAUGCAGAACCACCAACAAAACCCCCACUAUCACCCCCAAAAAGCCCUCAAUUCCCCCCAGAACCCCCACUCCCACUCCCUCAAACCGCCCUUCCUCCCUCCAAAACCCCCAUCCUCCCUCAGCAACUGCUCUAUCCUCCCUCCUUCCCACCCUCCCCCAACUCUGACCCCUAACCCUUCCCACUGCAACCCUCCAAACCCAGCACAAGGCCUAUUCCUCCAUAAUAUCUCAAUGCAUAAAUCUUAG
Moneuplotes crassus is the source of this 686-nucleotide messenger RNA. Lineage: Eukaryota; Ciliophora; Spirotrichea; Euplotida; Euplotidae. The record is from the annotation of a GenBank genome assembly.